CUUUCUUGCAAACCGCGUGCACGACAAGAUCCGCUCCGUGAAGACGGUCCCACCACCACCAACAUCCACCCGACAACCUCGCGACCUAUUCCAAGUGACCCCUUCGACCCAACAGGAAUAUCUUUGUUCUAUCGUUGAACAAUGAAAUUCCUGACGGCUGUGGUAGCCGCAGGGCUACUGCUGGGUGUUGCGACAAGUCAAGAUGCAGGCCGGGCACUAUUUGUACGGACCUCAGCUGCUCACUCGAGGUCUGUAAGAGCAGCGCCUCCAUCACCAGCAGAUGUGAUGGCUCGAAAUAUCCUAGAGUGGAUUCAAGGCAUCUACCGUCAGGGCACGAGGAAAACCCGUCAACAAUCUGAGAGCAACGUAUACUUACCGCCAUACAGUACCCAGAGACCUCCCGAACGACCUCGACCUUUUCAACCAGCGUCUGUGGCACAACAACCCUCGUAUUCUUCUGCAAGUUUGAACGAAGUCACAAGUUAUCCAAGUUAUCAACAACCGUCGUCGGUGUACACACCCCCCAGCAUCGGAUACUCUUCGAGCCAACCAUCCUCGCCUAAUUAUCCCUCCCAACAACCCUAUCAAACUCCAAGACCGAGUUACGGUCAAUCCGUGUCAUCGACAUUUGGAGGAUCACAAAACUAUGGAUCGUCCAUAUCUCAGCUUAAGCCGAUUCCUACCAAUCCUCCUCCACAGUUUGUUAGCUCUUCAGCGGCACCUUCAGCCGGAUAUCCACCAGCAGGUGUAUACAUACAGCCUCAAACCAACGGGUAUCAACCGUCACCGUCAACUCCGCAACCCAAACCAACAUAUCAACCCCCAUUACCCUCUUCCACUUACAUACCUGUAUCUGUAGGUUCUAAUAAUGGCAACUACUAUCCCCCGAGUGAAUCACCAGUGCCGAAUUUUCCAACACCUGGACCAAACAUCGACACUUCCGGAACGUCUGUAACCGGGUCUGAAACUUCGUCUGGUAUGAGCAAUGUUGAAACAGUUUCAGCGGGGGAAACUGGCACUGCUACAGGCAAUACCGUUUCUGAUGAAGAUUUGAAGCAUCCGCCGCAUAUUCACGCAAUCGAUGUUGAAUGUAGCAAAACUAUGAUGACUAUUAAUAUUGAAUUCAAUCGGGCUUUUGACGGUGUCAUUUACUCGAAGGGCUUCUACACAGACAGCAAUUGUCAGUACGUGAAGCAAGGAACGGGCGAAACCAAAUAUUCCUUCACCGUUAGUUUGGAUUCAUGUGGCACUCAAUUUAUAAAUGAUUUCGAGGGCGAAGCUGGACAGGCUUAUUUGGAAAACGUUUUAGUACUCCAGAAUGAACCAGGAAUUCAAGAGGUCUGGGAUACAGUGCGUAGAGUACGUUGUCUAUGGGAAGGCAACAUCAAUAAGGCCCUUUCCGUUAGUCUAUCUGUUGAUAUGUUGAAUCAAGAGAUUGUUACAUUCAGUGGGGAUACAGCGUCAGCCAAACUAGAUAUUCAAACAGGAAAAGGCCCAUUUGCUCCGGCAGCUAAUGGCCUAGUGAAGAUUGGCGAGACAAUGACGUUGGUGGUAUCCGUUGAAGGUGAUCCUGGAUUUGAUCUACAGGUACACGAUUGCGUUGCCCGCGAUGAAACAUCAACCAAUGUCGUCCAACUAACGGAUGAACGAGGCUGUAUUCUGAAGCCGAAAUUUUUCGGAGCCUUCCAAAAAACCAGAGAAACUGGGAAUACAGGAGCGUCCAUCAUUGCCUAUGCAUUUUUCCAGGCAUUCAAAUUCCCAGAUGUAAUGGAUUUGUACUUGGAAUGUAACAUCGAACUGUGCAAAACAGAUUGCGAAGCAUGUCCAGAACCUAAUCAACAAAUUGACCCUGGCCGUAGACGUCGAGACGUUACUUACGCACCUUCAAACUCUUCUGGAGCUUUGUCCGAUCCAGUCCGUAUCGGAAAAGGAUUUAGAGUAAUAAUGCCCGAAGAUUUGAGUACAGCUUCGAAUUUAGCUUUAGAGAAAAUUGAAGAAAUGGCAGUAGAAGAAUUCAGCAGUGUAAACAACAUUUGCAUGAGCAACACAGGAUUUUAUACUACCUUCUCCUUCAUGCUGAGCUUACUCGUUGCAUCUAUAGUUAGUUCAGCCAUAUUUUACCUGAAAUUACAAACGAUUCGCGCAGCCAAGACGAUGAAUUUACCUAAGGGUCAUUAAAUUGUAAGUAGAAAAACAUCAGCUAUUGAGAAUCAUUAUACAGAAUUGUGACAUAAUGGAGAAAUCAGUUGAAUUUUCUCAAGACUUAAACAACUUGAUAUGUUUUCAUUGUAACAUUAUCGAGUUCCGUGUAGUUUCUCAAAGUUCGCCAGGCCAUUGGUUAAGUACUGCACAUUUGAUGCAUAAUGGCUUGUCAUGGCUUGUCAACUGACAAGUAUAUUAUCGCACCUUAUUCUCCAUAUUGUUGCGUAUAUUAGUCGAUUUAGGAUACAGUUACUGAAAAUUUUAUCGCUUAAUCUACUAACGUCAAAGUAUUUUUACAUUAUUUUCUUAUGGAAAUAAUGCCAAAGCCAAGGGUAUGUUUACGAAUAACAAAUUUUUAUGCUGCACAGAUCCUUACUGAUUGUAAGUAAUUGACACCAGAAUAUAACGAGUGUUAUGUUGAGCAGCAUUGGCCACUAUCUGAAAGGUGUCUUUUGCAGAAAAGUCGAAGUGUUAUUGGAUUUUUUUUUUUUUAAUAAAUUAUAAAUUCGUUAUUUCUGUAAUUAGUUUCCCAGUUUUAUUUCAUUUUCAUUACCGAACAUGAUAUUUUUGACAACGUAUUGUAAUAACAAAAAAUUUAUCCAACAUGACUGAUAUUGCUUUUGUUGACACCGUCAGUUUGGAAAUCAUUAUGACUAUUAGUUUUAGGUAUAGUUACGGUUAUUAUUAUUAUUUGUACAUACGUAGAUUACCCAACAUUUCAGCAAUUUAAUAUACAUAUAUGUUUAUCCCUCAAAAACCAUAAGUACCUCUAAUGAGGAUUUAUGACAACAAUUAACAUACAUGACCUGAAAUAAAACGAAAAGAUAACGACUUGUGUUUUUUGAGCGAUUAUUCGACGAAUGUUUUUGAUUAAUAAAUAGUUUUCUACAUUGUAAACAGGCAA
Molecule: messenger RNA, 3106 nt
Organism: Athalia rosae (coleseed sawfly)
Lineage: Eukaryota; Metazoa; Arthropoda; Insecta; Hymenoptera; Athaliidae
Exons: 9
Coding region: 142-2178 (678 amino acids)
Source: RefSeq, a predicted model, not a curated record